AACAGGAACUUGACUCUCUCCAAAUCCGGAGAAUGGAGACUUCAUUACUCCACACUCUCCACCUGCUGCUGGGGGCUUCCCUUGCCCUGACCCAGACCUUUAAAGGUUCCCACUCUUUGCGGUACUUCGACAUCGCAAUGUCAAGACCUGGCUUAGAGGAGACCCUCUACAUGACCAUUGGCUAUGUGGACGACACAGAGUUCGUGCACUUCAACAGCGGGGCAGUGAUUCCAAGGUUUGAGCCUCGGGUGCCCUGGAUGGAGCAGGUGGGACAGGAUUACUGGGAUGACCAGACACACAUUGGCAAAGCAGCAGAACUGCAGAUUCGAGCGUACUUUCAGAAACUGAAAGGUUACUACAACCAGAGUGAGAAAAGUUCUCAUACCAUCCAAAGGAUGACUGGCUGCUACAUUGGACCAGACGGGCACCUACUUCAUGCAUACCGUCAGUUUGGCUAUGAUGGGCAAGAUUACCUCACCCUGAAUGAGGAUCUGAGCACCUGGACCGCAGCAGACACGGCAGCUCUAAUCACGAAGCAUGAGUGGGAGGCAACUAAUGUGGCUGAGUUCUGGAGGGUCUACUUGCAGGGGCCUUGUGUGGUGUGGCUCCUUAAAUACCUGAAGAUGGGAAAUGAGACUCUUCUGCGCACAGAUCCCCCAAAAGCAUAUAUAACUCAUCAUCCCAGACCUGAAGGGGACAUCACCCUGAGGUGCUGGGCCCUGAGCUUCUACCCUGCUGAGAUCUCCCUGACCUGGCAGCGGGAUGGGGAAGACUGGACUCAGGAUAUGGAGUUUGUGGAGACCAGGCCUUCAGGAAAUGGAACCUUCCAGAAGUGGGCAGCUGUGGUGGUGUCUUCCGGAGAGGAACAGAGAUACACAUGCCAUGUGCAACAUGAAGGGCUGUCUGAGCCCCUCACCCUGAGAUGGAGCAGAUCUCCCCAGUCUGUCAUCCCCUUCAUAGCCCUUGGCCUGGUUCUCCUGGGAGCUUCUGUGGCUGCUGUUGUAAUGUGGAGGAAGACCUCAGGUAGAAGAAGACACAGACAUGCUUAGGAUACCAUGUAAGACCAUGCCCUAUGUGAUACAGAUCCACACAGGAUUUGUUUGGAUCUCUUAUCCUCCAUGUGAUGAUUUCAAGAACUCCUGACUUCUCUUUCUGUAACUGGCAUCUGACUGUGUCCAAGUGUCUGUCUACUGUCAGUAUGGUGUGAGACAGUAAGGAGCUCAGCCCAACCCUGAGCACCAAUCCCCAUUCCAACAGGAUAUGACAUCCCUCCUGUUUCAGCAAAUGCAAGGAUGGAAAGUCUCCAACCCCUACUGAGCUUUAGCUUUCCCUGAAUUGCAGUUUCUUACUUCCUUCUGGAAAAUAAGGAUGUUGCCAGGCAUGGUGGUACUCACCUUUAAUCUCAGCACUCAGGAAGCAGA
This is a messenger RNA of Onychomys torridus (southern grasshopper mouse), 1421 nucleotides long. Its product is annotated as class I histocompatibility antigen, Gogo-B*0201 alpha chain-like. The record is from RefSeq and is a predicted model, not a curated record. Gene Ontology annotation, biological process: antigen processing and presentation of endogenous peptide antigen via MHC class Ib; positive regulation of T cell mediated cytotoxicity; immune response. Gene Ontology annotation, cellular component: external side of plasma membrane. Gene Ontology annotation, molecular function: peptide antigen binding; signaling receptor binding. The coding region runs from base 33 to 1049 and encodes 338 amino acids. Lineage: Eukaryota; Metazoa; Chordata; Mammalia; Rodentia; Cricetidae. The transcript has 7 exons.